Cyphellophora attinorum is the source of this 402-nucleotide messenger RNA. RefSeq lists its product as uncharacterized. Lineage: Eukaryota; Fungi; Ascomycota; Eurotiomycetes; Chaetothyriales; Cyphellophoraceae. The transcript has a single exon. Bases 1 to 402 code for a protein of 133 amino acids. The record is from RefSeq and is a predicted model, not a curated record.
AUGCCGCCGGAAAUACUCGAAAAGAUCCUCGAAUUCACCGUCCCCCAACGUGUCACUAUCGUGACAACACAUCAACGCGAUUACUCACGCUACAGCUAUCAAGAGUACGAAUACUUUUGGUCUGACACGACUGCAUGGAAACAAUGCCAUCCGUUCUACUGGCGCGAUGAUGAUGGCUCCCGAAUCAGGAAUCUGUUGAUCUGGGAUUGCAGGCCUUGGACUCUUCUUCUCAUCUCGAAGGGCAUUCGUCAGGUUGCGGCGAAAAUAUUCUGGAAACGCAUCCACUUCGAAUUCUGGGUUAGAGGCGGCAGCAUGGCUACGUAUCGCAGCUACUUUCAUGAUACUGUCAAGGAUCAGGUUCGCGAUCAUUUUGAGAAGAUCUUGACGAGGGAGGACGUCUAG